This is a messenger RNA of Castor canadensis (American beaver), 747 nucleotides long. The record is from RefSeq and is a predicted model, not a curated record. NCBI's taxonomy places the organism in Eukaryota, Metazoa, Chordata, Mammalia, Rodentia, Castoridae.
AUGAAGCCUAGGGUCCUCCUGCUCCUGUGUGUUCUUGGUGAUCUCAGCCAGGCAGACAGAGAGAAGAUCACUAAUGGGGUCGAGUGUGCCCGUAACUCACAGCCUUGGCAGGUGGCACUGUUUGAGGGUGCCAACCUGCGCUGUGGGGGUGUCCUCAUUGACCCCCGGUGGGUUCUCACGGCUGCGCACUGCAGUGGCAGGUACUGGGUUCGCCUCGGGGAGCAUAGCCUCAGCAGGCUGGACUGGACAGAGCAGAUCCGGCUUAGCACCUUCUCCACGGCUCACCCCAGCUACCAGGGCUCUCUGUGGAACCACGAGCAUGACCUCCGACUCCUGAGGUUGGGCAGAUCCGUCCACCUGACCCACAGCGUCCAACCACUGCCCCUGCCCAGCACUUGUGCACCUGCUGGGACCCAGUGUCACAUCUCAGGAUGGGGGACCACCAACCAGCCAUGGAACCCAUUCCCAGACCGACUCCAGUGCCUCAACCUCUCCAUUGUCUCCAAUGACACUUGCCGGGCUGUGUUCCCAGGGAGAGUCACGGACAACAUGGUGUGUGCGGGUGGCAUCGAGGGGAAGGACGCGUGCCAGGGUGACUCUGGGGGUCCCCUGGUAUGUGGGGGAGUCCUUCAAGGUCUAGUGUCCUGGGGUUCCGUGGGGCCUUGUGGGCAAAAAGGCAUCCCGGGGGUCUACACCAAUGUCUGCAAAUACGUGGACUGGAUCCGGAUGGUCAUGAGGAACAACUGA